Encephalitozoon cuniculi GB-M1 is the source of this 1464-nucleotide messenger RNA. RefSeq lists its product as uncharacterized. Lineage: Eukaryota; Fungi; Microsporidia; Unikaryonidae. The transcript has a single exon. Bases 1 to 1464 code for a protein of 487 amino acids. Gene Ontology annotation, molecular function: DNA binding; crossover junction DNA endonuclease activity. Gene Ontology annotation, biological process: DNA catabolic process; double-strand break repair. The record is from RefSeq and is marked provisional.
AUGAAGACGCCGGAGACUCAGCCUGAUCUGAUGGGGCUGAUAAGGUCUGCAGUGAACUCUCUGCAUCGCUUGUCGUCAUCAAGAAACAUGAAGUCGAGAUACUGCUACAAGAAGAUGGCCCAGGAGCUAGACAAGAUUGAAGGGCCUCUGCAUUCAUUGAGUAGUCUGAAGAGCAUUAAGUGGGGCGGAGAUAAGGUAAUUGGUAAGAUUCAGGAGUUUAUAGAUAAAAAAGUUGUAGAAAACAUAAAGACAGAAAGCGACCUUGAAAGGUAUCUAAAUAUCAUUUCACCAGCUGCCUAUGAUGAUGCGAAAAGAAGGUUGGUGGGUAGAAGCGUUGAAGACCAUGGAUGUAGGGAUGGGCCCUGCUUGGGGGCCAAGGACUACGCUUGUAGAAGGAGAAAGUACAUCCCGGGAUAUAGAACAGGGGGCUAUGCGAUAAUGAAAGCGCUGUGGAUAAGAGAAGGGGUUACUAAGCAUGAGAUAGCACAGAUAGGAAGAAACUACUGCGAUGCCGAGUUUGACUUUGUCUCCAGGCACUCAGCUUGGUCCUCCAUGAAGACACUGGUUAAAAAGGGACUUGUAUAUAGAGAGGGAAGAUCGAAAUUUUAUCUCACGGAUGAGGGGAGAGAGCUGGCAACAACUAUGUUUGCAAAUACAUCUGUUGUUGAGGAGGAGGAAGAGGUUACGCUUAUAAUAGAUGCUAGGGAAAUCAAGAAUAGGAGAUCCAGGCUAUUUUUCCAAGAAUACUUUGAGUUGAGGCAGGUUAAGCACGAAACCAGGGUUCUCGAGGCUGGGGACUUUCUCUGGGUUAGGGGUGAGAGGGUAUGCAGCUCGAUAAUAGAAAGGAAAAGAGGAAGCGACUUUGUGAGCAGCAUAAUGGAUGGAAGGUUUAAGGAGCAAAAGAAUAGGUUAAGAAAUAGCGGGAUAAGAAGAAUUUUCUAUGUUGUAGAAGGGUUGAAGAACAUCCAUAUGCAGAAGGUGGGGAAGGAGCUUGUGAUGUCGUGCUUGACUGCAACGAAACUGGAGGGGUUUAUUGUUAUAGAGACAAGGGACAUAGUCCAGACAAGCUCCGUCAUUCAUAUGAUAGAUCGUGAAGUGAGAGGAGAGUGCGAAAAAAAGGCAAAGGCCAUGGAAGGAACAGAAGACCACAGGGAACGUGAUGGCCACCUAAAUAUCAGUAUGAAUGUGGGCGAGGAGACGGAGAUGAGCUAUGGAAGCUUUAUUGAUAGGAGCUCCAAGGGAAAAGGAAGGACCUUGACCUACCUCCUUUAUAUGUCUCUGCUUUCAAUCAAAGGAAUGGGCCACAGGAGGGCUUAUGCACUCGCUGAACACUACAAAACAAUCGGGGAGCUGAUCAGGAGGCUAGAAGUUGAUGGGAGAGAUAAGCUCUAUGGCUUUGAAGUGGAUGGAAGGAAGAUACCCAGGAGGAGUGCUAACAGCGUAAUAGAGUUUUUUCUGGAGUAG